Molecule: messenger RNA, 3211 nt
Organism: Linum trigynum
Lineage: Eukaryota; Viridiplantae; Streptophyta; Magnoliopsida; Malpighiales; Linaceae
Source: the annotation of a GenBank genome assembly
CUCGUUUUCACGUUUCUAUAGGGGUAGACAGUUCCUUGUUCGGACGUCAAACGAACGAGAUAGGAGCAAAUUACGAAUUUUGUCAGAUUCCAAAAUACUAGGUACCAAAUCUGAACUUAUCCCAGUCACCUAUUGACCCUGACCCUUUUGGAAAAUUAUGAAAUCAAUCCCAUAUCUUUUCAAAUUACCCAGUACAGUACUUGAUCAUUGACAUAUCCUUUUCCAAACUUUGGAGACUCGGUUUUCCCUCAUCCGACGUCCGAAUUUGAUUUCAACGACACUGUGACGCUUCUGAGAUUGCCCUCUACACAACCGUAUUCACCUUUCGAAGUUUCGUCGAACUCCAAAAUUUUCCAGAUUCUGGUGAUACACCGACGAAGCUCCGGCGAAUCUCCGACGAGGCUUCUACAGGUCUCCAAACGCAAAUCCGACUUCUUAGAACAUUUCUUACGUUCUCCCGACCAAAACCCAAUGCCCAGACUCCUUCCUUUCCCUCUCCUUCUAUUCCCUCACUUUCCCCCUUCUUCUUUGACGUCGAGUCCAAAACAGUGGACGGAGAGGCGAUGGCGCGGGGAGGGUCCAUGUGCGGAUGAGUUUCUUGCUGCGGGCUGCUGCUGUGCUGUGCUUCAAAACUGAGUGAUGCCCUCUUCUCCUUUUCCUUUCCUUUUCUUUUCCUUUCACUUCGCUCUCUCUUUCUCUGCUUAUCGCGGUUACAGGAGAAGGAAUUAAAGGUGGGGGGGGGGGUUAUGGGAGGGGAUUAAUUAAAGUGUAACCAAGUGAGAUGGAAGUGGUAAUGGUUGUAACGGGUGGGAAAUGAAUUAAUUCCUUUUGUUUUACUUAAUUCAAAUCAAUUAAUCCUUGGUUAGGAUUAGUCAAGAAUUAAUUAAAAUAAAAUUCCCAAUUCGAACCGAGUUAAUUACUGGUUGAACCUAACCUAUAAAAUUCGGGAUGUUACAUUUCCUCCACCCUUAUAAAAAUUUCGUCCCCGAAAUUUGCUUGUACUCAUUCUUCCAUAUUCCUCAUUCUUGUACUUCCUUGCCUUUAGAACUUAUUCUCGCUAUAUGAACUUUGAUGAUGUUGCUUGUCCCGUAUAAUCUACCUCACUUCUUAUAUUUCCUCUUUACCAUAAAAGGUAUUCUCCCAAGCUCGUUUGCAGUUGGACCUUAAAUGGAAGUCGAAGUAUCACAACUUAGACCUGUAAAGGGAAUCAGGUCAAUAACAAAAGGUCAUCAUUCUUUUUAAGUUUAGUCUGCGGGCUAGGUAACAUAAUGGAAAUGUAUUGGAAUGCUCCGCUCGGGUCGAGGCUGCCACUCGGUCCUAAGACGGAUCAAAGAAGAGUGGGGAACCUCAACCUGGCGAACUGAAACAUCUUAGUAACCAGAAUGACCACUUUCCUUUCGGCACUCGCUUGAAGGAAUGGUUGAACCUCAACUGCUAGUACGUGUUUAUUAUUCGGGGCGUUCCGUCAUUGUCGUAGGUCCCUCUCUUUCACCCAAAAGAAGGAACCAACACUCCAGAAACAGAGCAAACAGCAAAAUUCAACCUCCAAAGCAUGCACCAUAUUUCUCCCAAGCACCCAAAGCUCAACGCUUCGACAAUGGCAAACCACUUCUCGCCUCGCCCAGGAGGAACAGCUCGGCAUCAUGGUCAUGGCGCUCCACUACGUCAUCUCAGGCACCACCGAUUCAGCUCGAGCUCAUGAAUUGCUCCAAUUACUAUUCAAUCAAGCUGCAACCAAUGCAGUCAAAAGAGCAAUUCUACCUAUAAGCGGUUUGUUGACCUAGAAGCAUAAAGUCCUAAGAUUUUAAGUUUUAAAGCGUAGAUUUUACUGUAGACACCACAUUUUGUCCGGGAUAAUCGUUUUAUUGAAAACACGAUUAUUGAAAAUAAUUAUUGUAACAUCGUACUACGAUUAUAUUUAAAAAGGAAACUGAAGAUAUUUUAGUUGAGACUAGCAGUUGCAAGUCAAUAUGAAUCAACAAUUAUCAAAUUUGCUCCUAGUCGAUUCUAGGGCAUAAUUAGUUAAGAUAGGAUCGGUUUAAGUUAAGAUUAGCAGUGGCAAAUAUUAAAUAUAAAUUCUCAAUUAGAAGGGAGAAAUGACUAUAGUGCAAAUUUUGUUGCUCGAGUUUGGAUUUGGAUUGGAAUUGGAAAUGGGACAAAUUGAAUAGUGGAAUGAGCUUUAUUAUCAAAAAUUCAAAGUUGAUACAUCGUACAACUUGGGUAAUGACCUCUAAAUAAAGCAAGAAUUAAAAUUAAUUACAAUGACUAAUGCUAACUCUGCAAAAUUUGGGCCAUGCAAUUUGAUUUGUAAAUAUACAACUACAAAGAGAGAAAUAUUUGAGCCUUGAGGCAUGAAUCUGGUCCACUGGCCCAGCUUUCUCAAUCAACGAAGCCCAGAUACCUGAAAAAAUGAGAAGAGACCAAUUAGUCCAAUUACAGAUCUUUAAGCCCAAAAUAGGCUGUCACUCGGCCCAACCCAACAGGGCCAACUCGGCCAACUAGUUCGGUCUAGAGACUAGCCCAACAAUCCAACCCAGACCAAUUUGGUCUAACAAUAUCUUAUCCAGCCGACCAAGCACACCUUUCAAAUUCCAAAUAAAGAAAUGCUCAUUUCAGAGAGCAACACGUGGCGUUGGCUUUGAUAUUUAAGGAGCUCUUUGGCUCUCGGUUUUGUGGGGACGAGGGGAAGGAAAAGAAACCACUAGAGAUAGAAAUACAUAUACAAACAGAAAUACAUACAAUUUCUUCUGUGGAGAAAGGCGCUGAAGAUCAUACAAGAAAGAGUGGUAUUCUCAAAUGACACCAGAUUAGCUUUUCAACUUCUUUAACUCUUUUCAUAAUGAAAUUUUGCUUUUGUGCUAAGGUUCUUUUGGGUUCAAAUUUCAUCUCUCGUAUUAUUCUACUAAACUAGCUAAUAUGUUCACUCAUUUCCCUUUGAAGUGGUUUAUGUUUGAGCAAUAAUUGUUAGUGUCUUCCCUCUACUAGUAUUGAUUAUGCACACUACAUAGUAGAGUUUCGUUUAAAUUUAGCUACUCGAUUUCCAUUUUAUCUUACUCGCCAUCCAUUUGUAGUGAUUAAUCAUCUUCCAAGUUUCCAUAGAUCUACUAUUUGCGACAUAUAUGUUCUCUUUUUGCCAUGAAACAUAGCUAAUACGAAACACCAUAAUCGAAAUUCCAUAUCCAUCACACCAUAAUCAAACAUGACAAUUACA